This is a messenger RNA of Micromonas commoda, 1719 nucleotides long. RefSeq lists its product as hypothetical. Gene Ontology annotation, cellular component: mitochondrial matrix; ribonucleoprotein granule. The record is from RefSeq and is a predicted model, not a curated record. Gene Ontology annotation, molecular function: RNA binding. NCBI's taxonomy places the organism in Eukaryota, Viridiplantae, Chlorophyta, Mamiellophyceae, Mamiellales, Mamiellaceae. Gene Ontology annotation, biological process: mitochondrial RNA processing; regulation of mitochondrial mRNA stability. The coding region runs from base 1 to 1716 and encodes 571 amino acids. The transcript has a single exon.
AUGAUGCUUUCCGCACGUCUGCUCCCCGUCGUCGCUUCGGGUCGCCAGUACGGCGAUAGUCGCAGGGAGAAGGGCGGGACGGGCACAAGGUCGCCCGAUCGCGGCGGCGGCGACGAGUCCGACUGGAUGCAGAAGGCUCGCAAGCUGGCAAACAAGCGCGCGUCUCAAUUUCGCAGGGAGCGCGGCGCUCAGCCCGUGGCACCCGCGCAGUGGCGUCGCAAGCGCAAGGGGGAGAAAGGGGACGAGUACGGGUACGUCGAGGCUGCUCGCGGUUACGACGACAUCCGCAAGGUUGCCGACGACAAGGACGAGUUGACGGCCACCGCCGGGGACGGGCUCUGGCGCGUGGACUUCGGUGACCUCGCCGAGGAGGACUGGGGUUCCCAGUGGACGAUGACGCAGGACGAGUGGAAGUCGGUCGAGAGGCUCGCGAAGGAGACCAGCGAGCCCCUGCAGGCGCUCCAGGUUUUUGAAGACGCGGGCCUUCGUCGCGUGAACCCGGACAUCUCGGCAGGAAUGCUUAAGAUCAUCGCAGACAAGGCGAAGAGCGCUCGCGUCGAUCGCGAAGAACUCUCUGGAAUUCGCCGCGACUCCCGCGUUGCCCACCUCCUGGGAAUGUGCGUGGCUGCGGCGCGACGCGGUUCGGAUGCUCUCUCCCCCGUCUCCGUCGCCAACGCGGCGUGGGCUGUUGGGGUUAUCUCGACGGAGAGGGCCAACUCGGCAGAGAUGGAGGUCCUCGCCGCCCGCGCCGCGCAGGUGACCGAGGACAUAUCCAAGCGCGGUAUCGCAGACUUGGCGUGGGCGUUGGCGUCGUGCCGUCACGCCUCCGAGGAGUUAUUUCAGCAGAUUGGUAUUCGCGCGGCUGUCACCGGCCUGAAGGGAUUCAAGGCUUUCGACAUCUCCACUCUCGUGUACGCCUUCGCCCAUCUCGGUCACGGCGCGGACGGCUUCCUCGAGGGCCUCGACCAGUGGUUCGCCGGCGGCGCCGAGGAAGAUGUCGGCAAGGAGGCGGCCGACGCCAACGCCGCGAAGAUGGCCGCGUCCUUCACCGCUCAUCCCCUCGUCAACACCGCGUGGUCCCUCGCCGUCAUCGGAGGCGACGCGCUGCGCUCCCGCGCGUUCGCCGCGCUCUGGGGUGAGAUUUGCGCUCGUGGCGAGGCAGCCGCGGCGGAGGGAGCGACGGUGGACCCCUCUCUCGACGGUGACCGCAUCCAGUACGGGUCCUGGAAGGGCAAGAACCUCAACCAGAUCAACCAGGCCAUCGUGGCGGUUGAGUCCGCGGGCGGCGCGGAGGCUUUGGCCCUGAGACCCGCUCCCGACUCGCUCACAGCCGCCGCCGAGAGCGCGUGGAUGGCUCAGCGCCGCCCCCCCGUGGUCUCCUGGUACCAGCGCGACGUCGCGUCGAUCCUUUCCUACAUGGGCGAGAAGCACGAGGAAGAAGCGGUCUGCGGGGGCUACAGGGUUGAUCUUCUCGUGCCGAACCCCGUGGGUGUGCCACAGCAAUCCGGAGGUAUCGCCAUCGAGGUUGACGGCCCCUCGCACUUUGCACGCAACGACCCCGAGCUCGCGCUCGGGCAGACUCGACUGAAGCACCGUCAGUUGCGGCAUCUCGGCAUGUCGGUGGUGUCCGUGUCCGUCGCUGAGUGGGAGUAUCUGGAGUCAGCCGAGGAGAAGGUGGAGUACCUGCGUGAAAAGAUGGCGACUCCUGCGGCAUGAUGA